UUACUUAUCCAUCAUUGCUUACUAAUUGCCCAUCCCUUCCUCAACUCUUUGGCAUCCGAUCUCAGCCUUUCAAUGGCACAUCCGGACCCUCUCAUGCCAACCUUUACCCGCAUGUCCACGCAUCCCAGUACAAUGCUACCGCCACGUCUCUGCGCAAUUCAAAUUAUAGAAAUAACCAGCAGGGAAACUCAGUGCUGAUGACUCCCUUCAGCCGGUAUGGCCAGGCUAAUGUUGUUUGCGCCAAUUGUGAUAAGCCAGUAUAUGCGAACGAGCGAGUUGAUGCCGUGUGUAAAGUCUACCAUAGACUAUGCUUUAAGUGUUCCGCGUGUGGGCGUCUUUUAGAACGUGGAAGUGCAUGCGAUCAUGCACACAAUAUUUAUUGCAGAGGCAAGUUUGAUCUGUAG
Protopolystoma xenopodis is the source of this 404-nucleotide messenger RNA. NCBI's taxonomy places the organism in Eukaryota, Metazoa, Platyhelminthes, Monogenea, Polystomatidea, Polystomatidae. The record is from the annotation of a GenBank genome assembly.